AUGGAAGAAGCAAAUAUUGAGCGUCGCCAUAACGCAUCCCUGCCCAAGGAGUGGGAGCGGCCGUGCCAGGCUGUCGCCGACCUCCCACCCCUGCCGCCAAUACUACCCCGACCUGAAUAUGCGCUGAAGCCAUACGUGAUCAGCCACGCAGAUUCCGUCGUUCACUUUCUCGCGGCAUGCGAGGAAGGCCUUCUCGAAGAAGUCUCGGCUUUCAUUCAACGGCAGAAGCCAAGCCAGGCCAUCCUCCAGUACGGUCUCGAGCAUGCAUCCUUUGAAAACCAGGUGGCUGUCGUGCGAUACCUGCUCGACCUAGGAGCAAAGCUUCACGGCAACGUCUUCGUACGGCCUGAAUCCCAGCCAUGUACCCGCCGUCAGCCCGUUUAUGCUGAUGUCUGCAUCUUCGACCCUGGCCGAGAAGACAAAGGCGACCUCCUGCCCUUGGUCAAAGUAUUGACGGAGUUUGGUUGGCAUCCAAACCAAGCCUGGAAACUGACUCUGUACAACGUGGCCAAGAUUGCUUUGCCGUAUCGGGGUUGCCUGAUGAACAAACCGCUCUCUAAGUUUCUCUUGGAGCACGGCGCAGAUCCAAAUAUCGAUGGAGGUCACCUGGUCAAAAACGGGAGCCCGACUCUGCAGAGGGAAACCGGGGAACUUUUGAACGCAGCCUUUGGCCUGUGGGACAUGGAACUCGUCGACAUGCUCCUCGCACAUGGCGCAAACCUAUCGUACGCCCGACCCUUGCACAGCCUGGUAUCUGGGCAAGUCAAACAACUGAGAAACCUGGAUAUCUGGAAUGUGCCAUUCUCCAGACGACGUCCGCUCGCAGAGCAUGUCCUCGAACUGGGUCUGAUGGGUGUGAAUGAUGUGAAGAUGGUGCCCUACACCGACAUGAUCUGUCGCCAGAGGGGAAGCACCUAUGAGACGACAGCUUUCGCCUAUGCAUGUGCUGCGCAGGAUUACGAGUACGCCGAAUGGCUUCUGGAAAGGGGCGCCAACCCCGAACUUGCUGGUGGGAAGGCGUUUACACAGCAGUGGUUCUUUUGGUCUGGACCAACUAAUCCCGAGACUGUGCGUGAGAUGGUGAAGAAAGUGAAAGAAAGGAGUAGCAAUGGGGCUGGUAGGAGCAAGCGGAGUUAUGGCGAUUUUGAACGAGACAACCUUGAUGAAUCGUGA
Colletotrichum karsti is the source of this 1173-nucleotide messenger RNA. Its product is annotated as nacht and ankyrin domain protein. The coding region runs from base 1 to 1173 and encodes 390 amino acids. The transcript has a single exon. The record is from RefSeq and is a predicted model, not a curated record. NCBI's taxonomy places the organism in Eukaryota, Fungi, Ascomycota, Sordariomycetes, Glomerellales, Glomerellaceae.